Messenger RNA from Zingiber officinale, 1061 nucleotides. Its product is annotated as ACD11 homolog protein-like. Bases 224 to 883 code for a protein of 219 amino acids. The transcript has 4 exons. The record is from RefSeq and is a predicted model, not a curated record. Gene Ontology annotation, cellular component: cytosol; cytoplasm; membrane. Gene Ontology annotation, molecular function: ceramide 1-phosphate transfer activity; ceramide 1-phosphate binding. Lineage: Eukaryota; Viridiplantae; Streptophyta; Magnoliopsida; Zingiberales; Zingiberaceae. Gene Ontology annotation, biological process: ceramide transport; intermembrane lipid transfer.
CAAGGGCAUCCGCUUCCCGCGGAUUCCAGUUCAGCUCCUCCGAUGCCUUUUAGGCGUCCCGAAUAUUCUGCCCCCUUCUUCUCCUCCUCCUCCUCUUCCUCCUUCACCGCCCUCUUCCCUCCCUCCCCUUCCAAGACCAACUGCAACGACCCUCUUCGUUGAUUUCGCGAUGCUUGUUUGACCAUGGCCCGCAGUUUGUUUGGCAUCUGAUUGAUUGAUAAUCAUGGGGGAGGAACCGCCCUCGGAUCUCGCGGCGGAGGGGGCAGCUGCCCCCGCGAGGCCGCUCGCCGUUGUGGCGACCGCCUUUGAGGGUAUAUCAACGAUGAUCGACUGCGAUAGCGAUGGUCGCGGCGAUCUCAGCCUCGCUCCCUUCUCCAACGCCUGCUCCCUCGUCACCGUCCUCUUCGGCUGCCUUGGCCUUGCCUUCAAGUUUGCCGAAUUGGAGUACUCUUCCAAGGUAAAUGACUUGAUAGAAGCAUCAAAGACCUAUGAUACAUUAAGCAGUAUUCUAGAACAUGAUGUUGAAAAUGACUCCGUUAGAAAGCAAGGUAGCCAUUCCCGUAACCUUCGCAGAGUCAGGCUAGGUCUUGAUCUCGUCAAAGCUUUAUUUGAGCAGUAUCUGUCAUCAAGUGAUUGCUCAUUGAAAGAAGCUGCCUCAACUGCUUAUGGCCAAGUGUGUGCCCCAUUUCAUGCCUGGACAAUCAGAAAGGCUGUUGGUGCUGGGAUGUAUGCUCUUCCAACAAAGGAUCAAUUAUUACUGAGACUAAACGAAACUGAUGAUUCAGUGAAGAAGGAAAUGGAAAGAUACAUCGAUGCGAGCCGACCAAUUAUUGAAUAUAUUGACAAUCUUUUCCUUUCCAGAAACAUCAGUCUGGACUGGUGAUUCAUUCAUCAUCUUUUGUAACACCUUGUUUAUUUGGCAAUCAAGCAGAUGCUAAAGCAUCGUUGGUAUCGUUUCUUAGAACUUACAGAUACAUUUUUAUUGUUACAUUUUAACUCCCAAUUUUUUUGGUGUGUUUUAAAUAUAAAUAGGAAACCACAAUGCUUUGGUGUGCAGAUAA